This is a messenger RNA of Perca fluviatilis (European perch), 2710 nucleotides long. RefSeq names its product cytochrome P450 2K1-like. The transcript has 9 exons. Gene Ontology annotation, biological process: xenobiotic metabolic process. Gene Ontology annotation, molecular function: oxidoreductase activity, acting on paired donors, with incorporation or reduction of molecular oxygen, reduced flavin or flavoprotein as one donor, and incorporation of one atom of oxygen; iron ion binding; heme binding. Gene Ontology annotation, cellular component: cytoplasm; intracellular membrane-bounded organelle. Bases 98 to 1603 code for a protein of 501 amino acids. The record is from RefSeq and is a predicted model, not a curated record. Lineage: Eukaryota; Metazoa; Chordata; Actinopteri; Perciformes; Percidae.
CCUUGGUUGUGACAACCAGACGUAUCAUUUCACUUUGAAAGAAGCUUUUCAGUGAAAAGGUUUCCUCAAAGGAGUGAGGUCCAGGUGAAGUACAAUCAUGUUGGAAGAUCUUUUCCAGUCCUCCACUGCAGUCUCCCUGUUGGUGGCCAUUGUGGGCCUGCUGGUCCUCCACCUUUUUAACUCCAGCUUCAGCUCCAAAGACCAGAGGGAGCCUCCAGGACCUUAUCCUCUUCCCCUGCUUGGUAACUUGCUUCAGGUGGAUCUCAAUAAACUCGACACAUCCCUUGUUGAUCUGUCCAAAAAAUAUGGACCAGUGUUCACAGUCUACUUUGGACCGAAGAAGGUGGUGGUCCUGGCAGGAUACAGGACAGUCAAACAGGCUCUGGUCAACCAUGCUGAGGAGUUUGGAGACCGAGAGGUCACUCCCAUAUUCCAUGAUUUCAACAAAGGAAAUGGUAUACUAUUUACCAAUGGUGACUCGUGGAAAGAAAUGAGACGUUUUGCUCUAACUACACUGAGAGAAUUUGGGAUGGGCAAAAGGAUUAGUGAAGAGAAGAUCAUUGAGGAAUGUCGCUACCUGAUUGAAGAAUUUGAGAAACAUAAGGGUAAAGCCUUCAACGCCGCCCAGACAGUUAAUAACGCAACUUCAAAUAUUAUAUCAGCUAUCAUGUUUGGAAAGCGGUUUGAAUACAAAGACCCUGUCUUCCAAGCUAUGGUGGAGAGAGACAACGAGACCAUCCAUCUGACUGGAUCAGCAUCCAUCCUGAUGUACAACAUGUUUCCUUGGCUGGGCCCUUUUCUUAAAAACUGGAGGGAUGCGAUAAAGAAUGUGGAGGCCAACAGGGGGGAAAUAAAAAGCUUAAUAGCUGACCUGAAGGAGACUCUGAACCCAGAGAUGUGCAGAUGCUUUGUUGAUGCAUUCCUGAGCCGUAAGCUACAUGUGGAGGAGUCUGAAAUCAAGGAUUCACACUAUCAUGAUGACAACCUGGUCGACAGUGUGAUGAAUCUGUUUGCAGCUGGGACUGAUACUACAGGAAAUACACUUCAGUGGUGUUUACUUUUCAUGGCCAAGUACCCUCAUUUCCAAGACCAGGUCCAGGCAGAGCUAAACAGGGUGGUCGGUAGCCGACAGGUCCGGGUAGAGGACAGGAUGAACCUGCCGUACACUGAUGCUGUCAUCCAUGAGACACAGAGACUGGCCAACAUUGUCCCCAUGUCCAUUCCUCACAAAACCAGCCGAGACGUCACCUUCCAAGGCUACUUUAUCAAAGAGGGGACUACUGUGUUUCCUCUUCUUACUUCUGUCCUGCAUGAUGAGAACGAGUGGGAGAGCCCACACACCUUCAACCCUUCCCACUUCCUGGAUAAGGAGGGUAAAUUUAUCAGGAGAGAUGCCUUCAUGCCCUUUUCUGCAGGUCGCAGGGUGUGUCUUGGGGAAAGUCUGGCUAGGAUGGAGCUCUUCCUCUUCUUCACCGCCCUCCUCCAGCACUUUCAUUUCACUCCUCCACCUGGAGUUACAGAGGAUGAACUGGAUCUGACACCAGCCGUGGGCUUUAUCCUCGCCCCAUUACCUCAUGAGCUGUGUGCCGUCAGUCGCCAAUGAGGAAGAGAGGAGCAUGGCAUUAUAACUACAUGAGCCAAUGGCAUGAAUAUUACUCACCCUCACACAGCAAGCUGUUCUCAUUUACUGUUUGUAUUUAAUAUAAAACCAAUGUAAUUGUGAGCCAGGACGUAGCUGCCUCUCAGGAUUUAGUCAGGUGCUGUAGUAUAAAGAGCGACAAAGCCCACAUAGGGAGGAGGUCAGGGUGGAUGGAUGGGUCAAACAAACACAGGAGUUUCACCCAUCAGACUGAUGCUUGUGUACCAUGUAAAAGCAAGUCAUUGCUGACUUAGGCUACAUCCACACUAUUAUGUUUUUAUUUUGUUAGGCUUACAUACAUUUCAGUAACGGUUCCACCUCGUCGUCGGUCCAAGCAAAUAAAGCCCUGGUCUUUCUUUUUGCCAAGGUUGUUCUUUCUUCAAAGUAUUUUCUGCAAUUUCAACUUGUACAUCCAUGAUUUUUCUAGCGCAGAGGAACGUUAGACAAUAUGUUUUCUGUUUACACAUGCCCAAUGUAUGCAAUUAGUCAUGUGAUAUGCAUUUUCAGAUGUGUUAACAUGGACAGAGAUCAUUUCUGAUACGGAGCCUAAACGCUUGUGUGGACGGAGAUUGUUUUUGUUUCAAUAUGCUGUUUGAAAAUGAAACCAUAGUGUGGAUAGUCUUAUUUUAACUGACUUUUGUUAAGUAACUGAUGGACUUUACUAACGCCACGUACAAACGCUAGGCUACUUAUUUUAACCCAAACCACGAUCUUUUCCUAAACCAAGUAGUUUUGUUGCCUUAAUAGGUUAUUAUAUUGGAAUAACUCAUAAAAAAUUGUGCAUAACUUUUCUUAAAUAUCAUAUAACUUUUGUAUGAGGAUAUGUUGCAUGAUGCAUAACAUACUAAGCAGCCAGAAGAUGUCCCUGCUUAGGACACUGUUGAUUAUUUUCUUUACAAAUGGAUGUAUUUGGUUUUUUAGGUUAAAAUUCGUCAAGGGUUUAAUUUCUUAUAUUGCAGAAAAUGGCAGAAAUCAUAUUAUGAAUACCUUUUUAGACUUGCUUCUUCGUAUAGCUGAUGCCUCAUGUAUGUCUAAAAUUAUAAUAAAGUACUUUUGCACAUACCAAUAUAA